Molecule: messenger RNA, 1125 nt
Organism: Condylostylus longicornis
Lineage: Eukaryota; Metazoa; Arthropoda; Insecta; Diptera; Dolichopodidae
Product: odorant receptor 43a-like
Exons: 7
Coding region: 1-1125 (374 amino acids)
Biological process (GO): sensory perception of smell; detection of chemical stimulus involved in sensory perception of smell
Cellular component (GO): plasma membrane
Molecular function (GO): odorant binding; olfactory receptor activity
Source: RefSeq, a predicted model, not a curated record
AUGUUUGAAAAUAUACCAAUACUUGAAAUUAAUUUAAAAAUUUUUAAAUUUUGUGGAAUUUUAUUUGAAAAUAAUUGGAAACGUUAUGCAAUAAUAAUACCAGUUUGUUUAUUAAAUUUUUUACAAUCAUUUUUUAUAUAUGAAAAUCGUUAUAAUUUAACAAUUUUUAUAUUACAUUCAUUCUUUUUCGUUGCAAUAUUUAAUGCAAUUUUACGUUGUUUCCUUUUGAUAGUAAAUCGUAAAAAAUUUGAAGAUUUUUUAAUUAAAUUGGAAUUCUUGCAUGAUAAUAUAAUGGAAAAUGGAAGUAAAUGGGUCAAAAUUGAAUUGUACAGAAUAACGAAAAAUGCUCGUAGUAUUUCAAUUUUUAAUUUAUCAGCAUCGUUUUUGGAUUUAAUUGGAGCAGUUUUAUUUCCCUUAAUUUGCAAUGAUAGAAUUCAUCCCAUUGGUGUCGGUUUACCAAAAGUUAAUAUAAUUGAAUUUCCAUACUAUGAAAUAAUAUACUUAUUGGAAUUAACAGCACCAUUCCUAUUAACAAUAAUGUAUAUGCCAUUUGUUAAUUUAUUUGCAUCAGUAACAAUGUUCGGUGUUAUUAUGUUAAAGGACUUACAAUAUCAAUUAAGAAAUUUAUGUAAUGAUAAAUCUUUAACAAAUGAGAAUAAUAUAAAGAAGAAAUUAAUAAAUUGCAUUAAGUAUCAUAAUAAAAUUAUAAGAUUUGUUAAGGAAUUCAAUUCAAUGGUUACAAAUAUAAUUUUUGUGGAAUUUUUGUUAUACAGCGUUAUAUUGUGCGCACUUUUGUUAUGUAUAAAUUUUGUUGAAUCUAUUACUCAAAAAAUUUCAGCAUUCAUGUACAUUUUCACAAUGUUAUACGUCCUUUUUACAUAUUAUUGGCAAGCAAAUGAGUUAUUAGAUGAAAGUGUAAAAGUUAGUUUUGCAAUAUACGAUGCAGACUGGUUCAAUUGCAGUAUUAAAUUAAAGAAAAUGUUCUCUUUUAUUAUGAUGCGAAGUCAAAGAGAAUUAAAGUUGAUGAUCGGUAAUACUUAUCCAAUGUCCUUGGAAACAUUUCAGUCUCUUUUGAAUGCAUCAUAUUCAUAUUUUACGAUAUUAAGAGGUGUUACUAAUAAAUAA